Molecule: messenger RNA, 969 nt
Organism: Cynara cardunculus var. scolymus (artichoke)
Lineage: Eukaryota; Viridiplantae; Streptophyta; Magnoliopsida; Asterales; Asteraceae
Exons: 2
Coding region: 1-969 (322 amino acids)
Source: RefSeq, a predicted model, not a curated record
AUGAGGGAAACAGACUCGAUAGAAGAAUUCUACAAUCGUUUGAUCGCAAUCGUUAACCAGAUGAGGUUGAAUGGGGAGCGACUUGAUGAUCAAAGAAUUGUAGAAAAAAUAUUGAGAUCUCUUACACGUAAAUUCGAAUGUGUGGUUCUCGCAAUAGAGGAGUCCAAAUAUCUUACAAAACUUUCAUUGGAAAGCCUUCUCGGGACAUUACAGUCCCACGAACUGCGUAUAAAACAAUUCGAGACAGCUGCGACUGAUCAGACCUUUCAAGUUGCUUCAAAUGACAAGAAUAAAGGAAGAAACAAUAAUAAGAAUACAGGAUCAUACAAAGGGCAUGGAAGGGACGUGAUUAAUGAACACAGUCAAGAAGUUCAAGGAAAAGGCUUCAAAGGGAAAGGAAAGAAACCUCUAUCUGAGAUACAAUGUUAUAAUCGCCAGAAAUUUGGUCACACUAAGAAGUUUUGCAGGCAAAAGAAAUUUGAAGAAAACAAAGAUUCCACUUUUAUGCAUGAGAAGGAAGCUACAGAACUGGAGACUAUGUUCAUGACAUGUGACACUCAAUCCAUCACCGAUAUUGGAACGUGGUACGUGGACAGCGCCUGCAACAACCACAUGACAGGGAUCAAAGACAUCUUUGUUACCUUGGAUGAAUCACACAGCAGCGAAGUACGAACGAGUGAUGAAAGGAAACAUAAAGUUCAAGGUAAAGGUGAUAUUAUGGUUAAUACAUAUCAUGGUGCAAAGAAAGAAGCAUGGAGCGGAUUCAAACCAUGUAUAUCACACCUUAGGGUGUUUGGUUGCAUCGCUUUUUGUCUUGUUCCUAUUCCGGGACGUGGUAAAUUGGAUGACAGAUCAGUGAAAUGCAUUUUUAUUGGAAACAGCGAAGCCUCAAAGGCAUACAAGCUAUAUGAUCCAAUUAAAGAACAAGUGGUCAUUAGCAGGGACGUGAUAUUUGCCGAGGAUAAGUGA